This is a messenger RNA of Periconia digitata, 1605 nucleotides long. The record is from the annotation of a GenBank genome assembly. Lineage: Eukaryota; Fungi; Ascomycota; Dothideomycetes; Pleosporales; Periconiaceae.
UCGUACGGCACCGGGGUCAUGCUUUGGAAGCUUCCAGCUCCAGUUCGAUCUCUCGUCGCGUCUAAUUGCCGCCAUCACCGUUCCAUCACCACCGCCGCCGCCGCACCUCCGGAGCCUCUGCGCAUUCUUUUUUGUGGAUCCGAUGAAUUCAGCAUCGCGUCGCUGCGUAAACUACUCCACGCAAAACAGAGCGAACCAAACUUGAUCGAAACUAUCAACGUCGUCCACCGGCCCGCGAAACCUACAGGGCGUGGAUUGAAGGAAUUGAGACAAGUUCCCAUACAAGCAGUAGCUACCGAAGAACUGAAGCUCGACACUCACGUAAUCGACACCUUUACUGGUUGGACUCCCCCCGUCCCCAUCAACCUUGUUAUCGCCGUAUCGUUUGGCCUCUUUGUGCCUCCACGAAUCUUAAACCUCGCCAAAUACAGAGGCCUCAACGUCCACCCCUCGCUCCUCCCAGACCUUCGUGGUCCCGCUCCUUUGCACCAUACUAUCUUGCGACGACGCCCGUUUGCGGGUAUCACGGUCCAGACAUUACAUCCCCAACAAUUCGAUGGUGGCACGAUCCUCGCCCAGUCUCCGCAACCGGGCCUAGGGUACGACAAAAAAUCAACACAUGAAGACCUAGUAGCAUACUUGGGCCCUAUAGGCGGUGAUAUGCUUGUAGAUGUGCUGAAAAACCAGGCUUUUGUACCUCCACUGGAAGAUGUGGGAUGGUAUGCCCAGUCUGGCGGUCCUAUAGAUCAUGCUGGCAAGUUGAGCAAACAACAUUGCUUCGUAGACUUCUCGAAAGCCACACUCAGCGAUGUACUCUCCAUCGAGAGAACCCAAGCCAUACCAUGGACGAAAUUACCCAAUGGCCAUCGUCUGCUGUUGAAUAAAUGCCGGACUGCAGAUAUAUCUGUUGGUGGUGAGGUCGAGACGGGUAUAUGGUGUCCCGAUUCCACACAUCCACAGCAUGAUGAACAUCGGGUGCCACAUCGGCAGCUUAUGGCCAAAACGGCCUGCGGAGGCGUGCUAGUAAUCGAGAAGUGCACAUACGAGGGUGGAAAACUGGGAUGCGGUUACAAUCGCGUGAAGAAGGUAUUGGGUACAAAGCAUGUAUGCCUGUGAUCGUUUUGACAGAAAGUAGAGCGAUCUAUGCCAACGUAAUCAGUUCUACGGGCUUGGAAUAAUUAUAUGUGUACUUUAUGUCCUAUCUGUAUGAUACAUUCCGUUAUUCACAAGAGAGUCCUCUUCUCCUCAACUCCACGAUAUUGCGUCGUAACGACUAUCCAAAGACUCCCAGGGGGCUAGUAUGGCUUGCUCCGUACUGCUAAUCUACCUUUCUUCGUUAGCUGAUUUGAAGUCUGGUAGAUCAGUGGGAAGAAAUCGCAGGGUGCUCUUGGAGUGCAAGUGCGUUAGACUGCCCACCCGGAAGAGGAAUUCAGCAGAGAAGAGGCUGCAGAGAGGCGCGGGCCGUUUCCCUCGCUGGUGUUGAUUGCGGCCAUGCUGCCCAAGGUGCCGCCGCACAUCCAGGCCAACAACAGGGAGAAUGGGCGGUAGUCGAUGUCACGGAAGAUCACCUCGUUCCUCUUCCCCUCCUUGAAAGUCUCGAUCGUC